CCGUAGUACAGCAUUGAAAUCGUCCUGGAACGUUGUCGUGGUCAUGAGACCGGCUAUCUGAUGUACCAGGUAACCCGGAGGCAGUAUAAUAAAGUCAUACACUCCCGUUGUAAAGUCUUGGAUAUUUGUGUUCUAGUGUAUAAUGCAAGCAAAUAAAUCAGAUACCCACAAUGUCCCACAUUUAUUCACAUGACGACAACGAAAUUGCAUCCUCUAUUGAACAGAGGAUACAUGCCAUGCGUAGCUAUCAAGCUGCGCUGAGAAGUCGCCGUGCUUCCGAGGGAGCUCGAGACGCCGAGGAGAUACAUGACGACGAACCGCAAGCUUUGGAAGGGUCGCACGCGGUCCAUCAGCAGACUACAGAGCCGACAUUCAAGGUUGUUCAUUUCGAUUCCAGGCCAUAUGAUAUGAUCAGAGACACCUCAGAAGAAGCUCCAGAUGUAGUGCAUUCACUGGAAGAGUGAUAGCCAUACUCCGUCCUUGCUGUUGCAAUGUGACAGGGUGUUAGUGCCUCAGUCGAUUCAUGACCCACGUGAUGUGAUUACUGUGUACAUGACUCGCAUCUGUGUGACGUAUAAAUUACUGGAACGGGAUUCAUGAAUUGUCUUUCAGUGAUGAAAGUUUGAUAGGAUACUAGUUAGUAUAUACUCUGUACUAGUACCCGAAUGGCGCAUGCGGGGAAGCCUG
This is a messenger RNA of Aspergillus pseudonomiae, 687 nucleotides long. RefSeq lists its product as uncharacterized. The transcript has 3 exons. The record is from RefSeq and is a predicted model, not a curated record. NCBI's taxonomy places the organism in Eukaryota, Fungi, Ascomycota, Eurotiomycetes, Eurotiales, Aspergillaceae. The coding region runs from base 171 to 464 and encodes 97 amino acids.